AGUGUGCCGGAAACAAAAAAAAGAAGAAGAAGAAACCCCCAUGGAAACAGAGAAGAGGACGAAGAAGAAGAAGAAGAAGCCAUCACGGGUCUAGCCGCGCUUAUGUUGGUCGUUCAAAUAAUACGCGUGCAAACGUAGAAGAAGCAUAUUUAUUCAGUCUUCAAAGGCACGAAAGGUGUGACCAUGUCAAUCCAAGUCCAGCCAACGAAUCCAAACAACCCGAUUGUCUUCUUUGACAUAACCAUCGGCGGGCAGGAUGUCGGACGGAUGAAGAUGGAGCUGUUUGCUGAUGUGGUUCCAAAGACAGCAGAAAAUUUCCGGCAGUUCUGCACCGGAGAGUACAGGAAGGAUGGCGUUCCUAUUGGUUACAAAGGCUGCACAUUCCACAGGUUGAUCAAAGACUUCAUGAUACAAGGAGGUGACUUCGUAAACGGUGAUGGAACUGGUAUCUGCAGCAUCUACGGGGGCCCAUUUGCAGAUGAAAACUUCAAAUACAAGCAUUCUGCGCCUGGUCUUCUGUCCAUGGCGAACAGUGGACCAGGGACAAAUGGUUGUCAGUUCUUCAUUACCUGCGCUAAAUGCGACUGGUUAGAUGGAAAGCAUGUUGUCUUUGGGAAAGUGGUUGAUGGCUUGCUGGCCAUGAGAAAAAUUGAGAACAUCAUGACAGGACCCAACAACAAGCCCAAGCUCGCCAUCGUCAUCGCCCAGUGUGGAGAGAUGUGAUCCGGCUUGCUCACACUUCACACCUCUGUAUACCUGAAGCAGUGUCUCGCAGUGACUUGAUGAUCCUCAACAAACAGCAACCCGCAUUUAUCUUCAUGUACAGAUGCCUAGUCCAAUAAUGCACACUGGAGGACAUUAUAAAGUACCAACAGGAUGUACUUGUUGUAUGGGUUUGAAGCAAAUUUUGUGAAACUUAAUUUUCAAUGUUUUAAAUGUACACUGAGUCCAAAUGGAAAUAUUUUGUGUAUCCUGUUUAUUAAAAGACAAGUAAGAAAAAUUAUACUUUUUUAAGCCUAAAGAAGGAAAUGGUUGGCAAUGGGUUUGUUCUUAAAUCAGUCACACUGUCUAUCAUCAUAUUUGAUCAAUAAAUUGUUGAGGAUAUCUGAGUUUAUAUCGUUUGCUCAACCCCGAAUACUCAAGUCGUAUAGACCAGGGGAGCACAAACGUUUUCCUAAGGGGCAAAAAACUACAAAUUAAUGUUGAGAUUUACGCCAAAGGGAAUGCCUAUUGUUAUGUAUUGUCUUGUUGUCUUAAGAUGCAAAAUGGCACUAUGAUCACACGUUCCCAUAGCUGAAUAACUUCCUGUGCAAAGUGUGUCAUUUUGCCCCUCAGGUUUAAGAAAAAUGAUUAAUAAUUAGGAAUCCUACACAUUUUAAGAACAUUUUGACCUAAAAAAAUGAAACUGCAUAAACAUUAUUACAAAGUUUUUAAACAAAUGUUAUGAUUUCUUUUCACUAGAAGUCUGGUGCGCCAAAUUGAACCUUAUAGCACACCAACUUUGUCUGUGAGCCCCUCUUUGGGAAUGCCUGGUCUAGACUUCUUAAAAUAUACAUGUGUAAUUAGUUGUGACAGUAAGCUUAAAGCAGUAGCGAGGAACUGUAAUUCCCGUUGAGUAGUUUCACGAUAUAUAUGCAUCUAUUACAAUGUUAACAUUUGCCAUGGAGAGUAAGACCAGCUACAAGUGAUUUUUAAUUUGUUUGAUUCCAUUUUCCUUUUUAUUUUUCACUGAGUUGACUACAUUUAAUUAAAGGAACCAGUUACAGUAGGCAAA
Molecule: messenger RNA, 1774 nt
Organism: Acanthopagrus latus (yellowfin seabream)
Lineage: Eukaryota; Metazoa; Chordata; Actinopteri; Spariformes; Sparidae
Gene: ppih
Product: peptidylprolyl isomerase H (cyclophilin H)
Exons: 9
Coding region: 184-723 (179 amino acids)
Biological process (GO): protein peptidyl-prolyl isomerization; protein folding
Cellular component (GO): intracellular membrane-bounded organelle
Molecular function (GO): peptidyl-prolyl cis-trans isomerase activity
Source: RefSeq, a predicted model, not a curated record